Messenger RNA from Naegleria gruberi, 1518 nucleotides. Its product is annotated as major facilitator superfamily protein. Gene Ontology annotation, cellular component: membrane. Gene Ontology annotation, molecular function: transmembrane transporter activity. The record is from RefSeq and is a predicted model, not a curated record. The coding region runs from base 203 to 1504 and encodes 433 amino acids. Gene Ontology annotation, biological process: transmembrane transport. NCBI's taxonomy places the organism in Eukaryota, Heterolobosea, Eutetramitea, Acrasida, Naegleriidae. The transcript has 5 exons.
UGGUAAGCUUAUUCAGCCCAUCAACACCUCCUCCGAUGUGUUUGGAGAUCCUGAUCAACAACCAGAAAUUUCGGAAAGAACCAAACUGAUAAUUAAUAAUAAUCACUCAAAUAUUCAGGAAGCAAAUGAUCAAGAAAUAUUAGAACCUAAAUUGUACAAAUACAGAUGGUUGAUUCUGAUUAUUCAAUCAUCACAAGGAUUUAUGGCCUCCUUUUAUCAGACCAUUUACACAUCCAUAACAUCAUCAGUGCUUGCAUAUUAUAAGAUGAAACCGACUGAUGGUUGGAAAGUUGUAAUGACUUCUACUGUCUAUUUACUUCUCAAUUUUCCGUUCAGUUGUCUUGCAGCUUUUGUUCUCAAGAGGAAAGGCCUUCGCUUUUCCCUCUUCAUAGGAUCCAUUGCAGCAUUUAUUGCUGCUUGGAUUAAGUUUGCUGGUUUCAAAUCUGGUGAUGAGACAUUCUUUUGGAUUGGGUUUGCAGGGUGUGUAAUUGGAAGUAUGUCACCUCCAUUUAUUGUUAACACUUCAACUCUAAUUUCUAAAACUUGGUUUCCUCCAAAGCAGAGAACUAUUGCAACCACAAUUUCAUCAUUUUGUAAUAUAUUGGGAACUGGUGCUUGCUUUGGUAUUGCAGUAGCCUUAGCUGGUGAUGCAAAUUAUAAUAACGAUACAGGUAUGAUUGAAUUAUUGACACUCCAGGCUGGUAUUUCAAGUGUGCUUUUACUUGUUACUGUUAUAUUCUUUAGAGAGAAACCUCCUACACCUCCAUAUAAAAGGGAGGAGAAAGUUCAGGAGACAUCUUUCAUUCAUGACACAAAGGCCAUCCUCACUAAUUUCCCAUUUUUAUGCAUACUGUUAGCCUUUGCAUUUGGUAUUGGAUCUGUUAACGCCUUCCUUACUGAAUUGAACUCUAUUGCAACAGCUAUCGGAUACAGUGUAACAGAUGUUGCUUUUAUUGGAUCUUCUAUUGUUGUGACAGGAUUAUUUGGAGCAGUUGUCUUUGGAGUUAUUGCUGACAUUACAAAGAGAUACAAAACAGUUCUCCUUAUUGCUGGUGUUAGUGCCACUGGCUUCUACAUCUGGUUUUCAGUGAAUAACAUGUAUCAAAGAACUGAUGCCCAUUUCAUUAUGGCCAUGGUUGCAAUUUGUUUCUUUGGAUUUUUCGCCAUUCCACUAGUACCAAUUUUACUCGAAAUGGCAAGUGAGCUAACCUUCCCAGUACCAGAAUCAUUCAGUUCGAGUUUAAUGUUUGGAUGUGGAACCAUGUUUUCUGGCAUUUUCAUCUUUAUUUGUGAAGCCUUAAAGCAGACUGCUGUUGAUUCCAAGACUGGACAAACUGUUGUGAUUUCCAUGCAAAACAGUAUGUGGUUCUGUAUGUCAAUGUUCCUUUGCUCUGUCUUUUUUGCAGUUAUUGCAAAGCCAAACUACAAAAGAAUGACUCACGAAAAGAGCUUGAAUGAUUUGUCAAGCCAAGAAAAUAUUUCUACCAAUAAUACAGAGCAAUAAAUUAUUUAUUAUUU